This is a messenger RNA of Colletotrichum karsti, 951 nucleotides long. Its product is annotated as nad-dependent epimerase dehydratase. Lineage: Eukaryota; Fungi; Ascomycota; Sordariomycetes; Glomerellales; Glomerellaceae. The record is from RefSeq and is a predicted model, not a curated record. Bases 1 to 951 code for a protein of 316 amino acids. The transcript has 2 exons.
AUGUCUUGCCUGAAAGUUGGCGUGAUCGGUGCCACGGGCAUGACAGGGUCUCAUGCGACAGUCGAGUUACUCAACCGAGGGCACAGCGUUAUUGGAGUCUGCAGAGAUCCAUCGAGGUUGGGAAAGCACGAGCGCUACGAGCCGAGGAGCAUAGACCUCAGCAACUCGGACGUUCUGGAAAUCGCCAAAAGACUACAUGGCCUUGAUGUAGUUGUGAACGCCUACGGCCCACACAGCCAGCUCGGGUCAGCCUUCGCUUACCGAUCGUUUGUAGAGAUGACACGAAAGAUACUGCUGGCGUCUAGAGAGGCAAAAGUACCGUACUUCGUCAUGGUCGGGGGCGCUGGCAGUUUGGAGGUCCCAGACAGACCCUGCAUGACAGCUGCCGACGACGCGAGGUUCUUUUCGGCAUACGGUAGAGCCAUGUUGGCCAGCGAAGCCUUCAUUACGCAUUGCCAAAACUGGUCUGGCGACUUCGCGACGCGUUUACGGGCUGCCCGAGAGGCUUGGGUAGCAGAGCGCAGCGGGAAUGGAACGGAUGAGACGAAGAAAGUUCUCGACGACUUGGAUAAGACGAUGGCCGACAUGAACAGCCAAGGCGUCGACUUCAUUACAGGAGCGCGAGCAACAUACAUGUUCUUCGACGGAAACACGUCGUUCAAGUGGACAUAUAUAUCGCCUCCUCCUCUGUACAGGCCGGGGACACGGACAGGGUCUUACAGAGUUGAGCUUGACAGAAUGCCUCUUCAACUGGCGCGAGCGGCAGAGGGUGGGAAUAAUCUUUCAAUAUUCGAAGGGAGGCUACAGAGUAUUUCGGUUCCUGAUAUGGCGGUUGCGAUCGCGGAUGAGAUCGAGCAGCAGACGAAGGUUUGGAAACACUGGUGUCCUUUCACCGAAGGUCUUGACGAUGAGCCAGGGCCAACAUACGUUACAAUAAGUGAGGGAAGUUGA